Molecule: messenger RNA, 591 nt
Organism: Camellia sinensis
Lineage: Eukaryota; Viridiplantae; Streptophyta; Magnoliopsida; Ericales; Theaceae
Source: RefSeq, a predicted model, not a curated record
AUGGAGCUUCUUGACGACGUUCGCCACAUCAUCGAUGAGGCCAGCUUUGGCUCAUUCUACAUGGGGCUGUCACGGCUCAUAGCGAGCCGGCCUUUAUUGGGCACCUUAGUAGAGAGGUGGUGGGAUACCACUGAUUCUUUUCACUUCUCUACCACAUGGGAGAUGACGAUGACUCCCUUCGACUGCUCUAUGCUCAUCGACAUAAAGAUGGGGGGUCAUCCGAUUCCUUAUGAUACUGAUAUGGGCGAGUGGGAGGCUGCUCAGAUUUACCUGUUGGGGAUUCGCCCACCUAUCUCCCUAUUAGGGAUGGUUCGAUACUCCUGGUUCGCAAACCACUACAGAGGGACGGCACCAGCGACCCGAGAGGAGACCGAGCAGUAUGCUCGAGGUUUCCUGAUGUUCCUGUUUGGCACUAUCUUGUUCGCCGACCGGGCGAACACCGUCAGGCUAUACCUCAUGAGUGCCCUGAUGGAUCUAUCCCGUGUCCGACUCUACGAUCAGAGCGGCGCUAGCUUGGACACCUUAUACGGGUACAUGGAUUCGACCUCCAGCCGAAGCGGACAUUUGAUAGAAGGCUACUGGAAGGCCUAG